Effrenium voratum is the source of this 3747-nucleotide messenger RNA. Lineage: Eukaryota; Dinophyceae; Suessiales; Symbiodiniaceae. The record is from the annotation of a GenBank genome assembly.
AUGGAUACCAGCCAGAAGCGCCUUAAGACCGAGAGGGAUGAGCGAGCAGCAGCUUCCGCCCCAGUGGCAGCUCCAGAGGCUCCAACGGAGAUCGCUCAGGUGUCAGACGCACCUAUGUGCUAUGCCACAGGUUCUGGGGAAUGGGUGGAUGCCGACCCCAGCUGCUGCGACCGAGAUGAGGACCUGGACGGCCUCUUCGAGGACUCCCAGGCCCCUGUGGCGCGGGCCCCCGAGGCGUCGAGCCCGGACGGCGAGGUCGGCGAGAAGUCAGCGCCCAACGAUUUCUGGCGCGAGGAGCAGCAGGCGCUGUUUGCGGAGCUCCGAGACCUGCAGUUUUCGGCCGUGCGGGCGCGCAAGGCAGUGGACGCAGAAUGCGAGGAUGUGGAGGAGGCGGUGGAGUGGCUGGAAAAGCAUCAAAAUGAUGAAGACAUCGACGUCUCGCCAGAAGCCCUCCGUGCACGUGAGGAGGAGGAGGUGGCUCUAGCAGUGCUGCGCUUGCUCACUGUGCCGGCGCUGCACGUCCGGUCCUGCCUGCAGGCAGUGCACCGCAUCUUGUACAACAUCCUGGCAGAUCCGGAGAGCAGUCGUGUCAGGCAGAUCCGCUUGCAGAACCCCCGCUUCAAGGAGCGGGUGGGCCGCUUCCCACAGGCGCUCGCGCUGCUGCGAAAGCUUGGCUUCCAGCCUGGGGACUUUUGGACCUCGGCCUACGUCCGCGAGCCCUGCCUGGAGUGGCGCCUGCCGGUGGGCUCCGAGAACCCCAUGUCCCGGCGCAUGGAGCGCGCUUUCUCCUUGCUGGAUGAAGUGCUGCGCUCCCCAGACUCGUGGAUCCCGGCGAUGAGCGCAAUGCCAGAGGUGAAGAGUGAGCUUCAAGAGGCCAUAGAGACGAAGGAGUUCACAUCCACGGCGCGCGAGCUCCUGGCGGAGGUGCACGCCCGGAGGGCCCAGAACCCCCGGGCCUUCCAGGAGGCGAUGCGGGCGGCAGGCAGAGCGCCCAACCCCUCGGUCUACCGCCUGCAGCAGACCACCGACACCACGUGGCGACCGCUGGCUGAGCGCUACCCCGGCAAGCGGGAGUUCAACCUGCAGGACUUGGAGCAGAUGCGAAUCGAAGAAGCCAUCGGCAAAAUGCCUUUGUACGCCAAGGAGUACGAGGCCAGCUUUGGGCAGGCCUCAAGCUACGGACAGCUCGUAUCUCGAAGCUAUGAUCCGAACUAUGUAGCUAGACGUGCCUUGGACGAGACCAACAUCUUCCGCGGCUCAGAAAACAUGCCACCUUUGAAGUGGUGCCAGGGCAUCGCCGACAUUGCCGCGGAGCAUGCCCGCCAGAUGGCAACAGGCGCUAUGCCCUUCAGCCACGAUGGCUUCCACGACCGCGUGCGGCGGUACCCCAUCCCUCACCUUAGUGCAGCUGAGACGCCCGGCGAGUGGUGGAGCUGCGGCAUGACCCUGCACAGCGAGGUUGCCUUGCGUGCUCACAGCCUCUUCCAGUCUGAGGUUGAGAACAUCUCUGCCAUCCUCAACCAGUACCCUCACGCGCUCAUCGCUGGUGCACCCUUUCCGGAUUACCUGUAUUCCUGUGGCUCAGAUCACGGCGCAGGCGAAGACGCCCACUGGCACACCUUCCACAGCAAGGCAGCAGCGUACAUUCGGGAGAAGUAUCCCAACUGGCGCAGUGGGGAUGAGCACGGGGCAAAGUUGGUGGCCUUCAUGAUGGGGGCGGUCUCCCACUACGCGGCAGACAUGAACUGGCAUGGCCAACGGUUGAAGCAGGACAACAAGACCCGAGGCUUCGGCUUGGGCUUUUUGCAGUUCCUUGGGGAGAUCGACUACGGAUGCCAGGGUCAAUUGUGCGAUCGCGCGCACUCUGAGGGAGACACUGGCGGAGAGUUUGUCAUCCACCACCAGCUGGCCACCACCUUCAACAUCGCUCCAUUGCAGUGGUUCAUUCCCGUGGAAGAUUUGGUGGAGAUCUUCCACCGGGAACCCCAGUCUCACCCGAAUGUGACCUCACGCUGGAUCAUCGAGUGCGGCUUGGAAUUUCGGGCUGCGGUGGAAGCAGUGGCCGUUGGGGGCGAGGUGCUCUUCCCCAAGUAUGCGCGUCCUGGGCCCUUUCUGCAGGAGCAGUUGCUGGACUUUUGGAUUGGCGGCUUUGACGACAUGGUGCACUUUAGCCUGGUCGCCUGGCAGAAGUUUGCGUCUUGGUUGGUGCAGGGGCCCCCUGAUCCAGCGCCUCCCCGAGGAGCCAGCUCUGCCAAGGGGACCCGGCGGGCGCUGAAAGAGCUCAUGGCCCUGGGCAAGGCCGUGCUUCGGGGUCCCUGGGCGCGGACCCAGGCGGAGCCUCGAGGCGCGGUGUCCAUCGGCCCACCAUCACCCCCAGCGCCGGCGCUUGGCCGUCCGCCGGAGGGUUUGUAUGGCUACGAAGGCUCGGCUGUGACGUUUUGCGACGUGGACGGCGAUGGUGAGCUUGAGGAGGUCCGCGGUGCGCCGGGCUGGUCGGUGGGAGGGCGCCCGCUGCAGGGCCAAGUGCUGCUCAGAAAACCGUCCUCCCAGGUGGAGACGAAGCUGCGGCUGGGGACGGUCGGCGGCAGAUUUGGCCAAGCGCUCGCCUGCGGCGACUUUGAUGGAGACGGCAUCAGUGAUCUUGCCGUGUCCUCCCCAACUGUGGGGGUCAUUGACGACACCUUCGAGAGACAGGCCUAUUCUGGCGAGGUGCACAUCUUUUUCGGCUCGAAGACAGGUCUGGGUGCGCCGGGCUGGCGUGCAGUCGCUUCGGGCUAUGCGGACGUCUUCGGGCACACGCUGCUGGCGCUGGGCAGCCGCCUGGUGGUGGGGUCCCCCUACUUCGGGCGCGACGACUCGGAGAAGAUGCGCCCCGGCAGGGUCCACGUCUUCCAACCGCGGCGCGGGGCCGUGACCACGCCAGAGGAGGCAGAAGUCUCGUACGAGGGCUGGCAAGAUGGCGAGAAGUUUGGCAGCGCUCUUUGCACACUAGGUGAUACGCUCUUGAUUGGGGCCCCGGGCUUCUACCCGCAGAACGCCAGCUCGGGCGCUGGGGCACUCUAUGCCGUCAGGGGUGGGCGCUUGGUGUCGAGGGUGACAGCCUCAGAGCCCCAUGGCCGCUUUGGACACUCCUGCGCCGCUGUUGCUGGAAAGCUGGCCGUGGGCAUGCCGGGGAAGUCUUCCAAGGCGCUGCUGGGGUCCGUGAACUUCACCGGAGCGGUGGUGCUGUUGGACCCUUCCCGCUUCGAAGGCAACUCCUCCCUCCAGGACGAGGAGGCCUUGCAGCAUCCCUCGUCUUCAUGGGGCCGAUUUGGCUGGUCGAUGGCGUCGAAUGGCCAAAAGCUGGCAGUGUCUGCGCCCUUCAUGGACUCAGAACGCGGCGGCGUGUUCGUCUAUGAAGAGCUGAAAGGUGGUUCAGGGCCAAUUGCGAGCUUCAAGGGCUCGUCCCGCCGAGAUAGAAUGGGCUGGGACUUGGCAAUGUCGCCAUCGGCCUUGCUGGUGGGCUCUCCGAAAGCCGGCGCUUCCAUGAUGGGCGCCAGCCAGACCUUCAACAUGAACCUGGCCUGGAACAGUGGUGUGGCUGAUGCGGCGAGGGCCGCAGUUGAGGGGUGGAUCAAGUCACCGGGCCACCGGAAGAACUUGCUGGGCGCCUUCGACCUUUGCGGCCUUGGUGUCGCCCAAGCGAGCACUGGCGAGUUUUUCUUCACCCAGCUCUUCGCGCGAAGCGCGGGUGGCGCAUUGUGCUGA